This is a messenger RNA of Sinocyclocheilus rhinocerous, 2115 nucleotides long. Its product is annotated as synaptogyrin-1-like. Lineage: Eukaryota; Metazoa; Chordata; Actinopteri; Cypriniformes; Cyprinidae. The coding region runs from base 295 to 966 and encodes 223 amino acids. The record is from RefSeq and is a predicted model, not a curated record. The transcript has 4 exons. Gene Ontology annotation, cellular component: neuromuscular junction; synaptic vesicle membrane.
CCUCGAGCGCGCAUCAAGCUUGACAGCAUAAUGCGCGCCCCCGUGUUCCCCCGGAUGCGUGUUUACUCAGUCUCCUCUCUCCACCCUUGAAAUGAGAGAGGUACGGAGUGGAAGGGACAUCGUUUUACAAGAAAACCUCCACGAACGGACAUCCAAGAUCAAGACCGGCCGACAGACGAGGGCGAAGCGCGAAGAGUCCAGGUGUAGCGCGUGGAAAAAUUGAUUCGACACCAAGGUCAAUUAUCUUUCUAUUAAAAAAAACUUAAGACACGGAGAAAUCACGAACCUCUGAGGAUGGAGCAGGUAUACGGGGCUGGCAAGGCUGGCGGCACCUUCGAUCCAAUUACGUUCUUUCAGCAGCCGCAGAUUAUUCUUCGAAUAUUGUCAUGGAUCUUUUCCAUUGUGAUCUUUGGAUGCAUUGCUAACGAGGGCUAUGUGAACCGUCCAGACGAGGUGGAGGAGUAUUGCAUCUUUAACCGCAACCAGAAUGCCUGUAACUAUGCCGUGGGUAUGGGAUCCCUGGCCUUCCUCUGCUGUGCCGCUUUUAUGGCACUGGACGUCUACUUUCCUCAGAUAAGCAGCGUUAAAGACCGCAAGAAGGCUGUGUUAGCUGAUAUUGGUGUUUCAGCCUUCUGGUCUUUCGUGUGGUUUGUGGGAUUCUGUUUCCUGGCCAAUCAGUGGCAGGUGGCUAAACCAGAAGAUAACCCCCUCAAAGAGGGUGGAGACGCAGCCAGAGCAGCCAUCACCUUCGCCUUCUUCUCCAUAUUUACUUGGGCUGGUCAAGCUUUUUUCGCAUUCCAGAGGUACAAGUUAGGUGCGAGCUCGUCUCUCUUCUCUCAGGACUAUACUGAUCCCAGCCAGGAUCCCGCAGGAGUGCCUGCUGCAGGCACGGAGUACGCUGGAUACAGCGCUGACAUGGAGGCUAAUUAUGACGGCUCUGGUGGAUACCAGAACCAAGAAUACUAAGGUCGAGUAUAAGGCUGUACACAACAGACUUAACAAGCUAGGCUGACUGGGUUGCAUGGGGAAAACAAAUAUUUGGGGUGAAAAGGACAAACAGGAACUUAUUUUGGGGUAGAAUAUAGGGACCAAAGCAGGCUGACAGGAAUUCAGGGGUUUGUUUUGUGCUAAAAGAACCCCUUGUGGAAUUAACGUUUGGUGACAGUACAUGAUCAAUGAGCGUUUCAUUACGUCUAUAUUAAAAUAUGAUAUUUUGCAGUUUAGAGACUGUGGCAGAGGAUCUCUAGAAAGUGUGUGUUUUUUGUUUUUUUUGCCUUGGGUUUUGGGCUUAUGGGUUUGAUAAGAUUGAUUGAUCUACAGAUGUGUGUCCAUCCUGGUUUAGUACACUUUAUCCAGAUUUGUGAAAAGAAAUCUAAACUAAACUAAUGGAACUUUGUCUCUAAAACAGUCAUAGGAACUAACUAGCUUAAUAUUGGCCAUACAGUAAUAGUGAGAAAACCUGACCAAACUAAAUAUUUCUAAAGACCACAGUGUCUUUUUGUUGGUAAAGUGUAGGCGCUUCAAUUGAAUAUAUCGUUAACCCUUAACCUGUCACUAGAACAGAUACUGCAUUGAUAGCUCUCUUCUGCCAUUUUGUCAAUAUCCAACGAUCUUAAAAGAUAAUUUUUAACAAUAUCAUGUUCGGGAUUACAUCAGUCUCUGCAUUGUACCAAGAGAGAAACUGAAUGGUAUAGACUAUAAUGUAAUACAGAGAGUGAAAAAUAUUGAGAAACAAUUAAGGUACAUUUUUUAGAGCUGCUGAACUGCACGUUUUUUUUUAAGUUGUGCGGCUAUGAUUGCAUUAUUUAAGGUAUGUUUCUUUACAGAAAGGCGACAUUUUAUAUGCACAGUGGUCCCAAACAGUAUUUGGACUCUUAAGCAACAUUUAAAUAGCAUAUAUGUCUGUCAUUGCACAAAAUAUCAAACCAGUGUCAUUUAUUUUAAAGAAAGACAUCACAAGCACACUUUUCAAGCAAAGCAUUUCACACAAAGUAAUUUGUUGGUUUAUAAAUUCUAAAACUAUGGACCUAUUGUAGCUAAGUCAUCGCCAAAUAAACAACAUUUCGCGGGCAAAAGGCUCCAAUGUCUAUUGGCGAUAGUUUAGCAAUAUACGAA